This is a messenger RNA of Durio zibethinus, 1716 nucleotides long. The record is from RefSeq and is a predicted model, not a curated record. Lineage: Eukaryota; Viridiplantae; Streptophyta; Magnoliopsida; Malvales; Malvaceae.
GAUAAUAAGAACCAUUAACUUAAUCACUAGCGGACCAUGUUUAAAGUAGUUCCUUACGUGUCAACAAGAGAAAGCAUGAAAAUCCGAUUGCACGAUAUGUUCACCGGCAUAGAAUAAAACCUCUUCAUGGCCUUAAAUUCAGCAAUGUCGACGUGUCGUUUACCAACCAUCCCCCCUUGACAACUCGUUGGGUGAGACCAGACAAGAGUCAACCUUCCAGAACACCCCCAGAACUUAACGCCAACUCUAGAAAACAACCCACCCCACCACCACUUUACGAAACACCUCCAUUGCCGAUCAUGGGGUUCAUCACCUCGGCCCCAUCUCCAUGCCCGAUCCUCUCUCCCUCUUCAUCAUCAUCACAGCCGCCGUCGUCACCGUCAUCUACUUCAUCAUCAUCAUCAUCAUCACCGCCGCCUUUGAAGCUUCCAGUUGACUUCAGCCCACCGUUGAUCGCCAUGGUGGUAGCAGUCGCUGCAGCAUUUUUAAUCGUUACAUAUUCACGGCUCAUCUCCAAGCGACUCAUCCCUCCAAUCCUCCGCUUCUUCCGACGUCGUCGUCGCCGCCGUCGCUACCUCCCAUCCACCACGACUGACCUCGAUUCUCUUCCACCUUCUGAUCCCUUCGAACUCUAUCUUUCUCCUUUUGGCCUCGAUGACUCUUCCAUCAAAACCCUGCCUCUUUCCCUCUACACUUCAAAACCCAAACCCAAUAACAGCCCCAAAGACUGUGCCGUUUGUUUGUUAGAGUUCGAAGACAAUGAAUACAUCCGAACACUCCCCAUUUGCUCCCACGCCUUCCACGUGGAUUGCAUCGACGUUUGGUUGAAAUCACAUGCUAAUUGCCCUCUUUGUAGAGCUGGAAUUUUUGCUACAGAAUCUCCUUUUACUCCGUUAAUGGCAGCCAGAAUCCGUCCCAGCCUCGACGACACUCUUUUAAUCAACAACACCUUGGAUUCCUUAACAGAAACUCCUCUACAUUCUCUUCCAAAUAACACCAUAACUGAAAUAACCGAAGAGCCGUCACCGAGACGAGAGAAUGGGAAUAGUAAUUGUGAGGAAAGGUUCAAUUUUGUUUUGAAAAGGUCUUAUUCAUUUGGUUUCGAGAGGAGUUUAGCAGCGGAAAGGAUGGUAACGGAGCCCCACACGGCGUCGCCUUGGAGGUACAGGAUUGGAGGGAAUGUGUUUUGGAGCAAAAGGGCGUCGCCGUUUGGGUCUUUAAUGACGACACCGAGGGUUUUCUCUUUUAGGUAUUACAGAGGGAUGAAAGCUUCGCCAUUUUUUCGACGGAGAGGGUUUUUCCCAUUGUCAGAAUCCAGUGUUAGGUUUUCUGGAAGUGGCGGCGGCGGCUCGUCUAGGAGGAAUAAGUCACUGGCGAGUCCCAUGUUUUUAAGAUCAUCGGCUUCAAGUGUUACGGCUUUCUCGUCAAGUCGGCUCAGGUGCGGGGAUCCCGAUGCAUUACUGUCACCGGAUAGGUUUAACAGAAGAUAAAAAAAAAUUAUUUCUUCAAAAAAAAAAAAAAAACAGUGGGACAUGUGAAACGUUGCAUAGAGAGAUCGAAGGGGAAGGGAGGGUCCGGUGAAAUUAAUGGAAAACAAGCAUGCAAGUAAGAGUUAACGUAUGAGAGAGAGGAGAGCUUCGGGCUCUGGCAAGUGAGAGUCGAAAAAAGGGAGGCAUUAAUGGGGGGUAGGGAGAGGGCAUUAAAUGAGAAAAUUGA